AGGGUUAGUAGCGUCAAUUCACAAAUCAGUUUUCUUUAUUUUUUUGCCACCCAGGAGAACUAAACGACGACGUUUGUUGGAAAGAUACUAUUUGAGUUUUCGGAUUUCGUCUUCCUUUUUUGCGCCGAUUAGAUAGAAUAGAACCCUAAAUCAAUAAGAGACUCGAAACUGAAUCCGUCGACUGUGCCGGGAAGAAUUCAAUGACAUAUCAAUCUCAUCAACUCGAUUGAAUUGGAGGCUCCGCUGCAAUUUCCAUCUAUAAUUCCCGGAAUCUUUUUCAGGAUGCGAGGCAGUUCAAUAUCUGAGUCCUACUGUGCAUUAAUUAGUUAAGGCCUUGUACAUUGCUGACAAACUCCAUGUCGAUGGGAAGCUCAAGUGCGGCAGGGGAUGUUUCAAUUCCCCGAGGAGGCCCCAUAUUUCUCCAAAACGCUGUGGGUUCCCUAACCAAGGUUCCCGAUUUUGAGCACUCUGUUUAUGAUGAACUGGAGAGCCUCAAGGAAGAAAUUGGUUGGGACUCAACCGAGAUAUGCCUUGAUGAAAUCUCUGUGGAUGAUCUCAAGAUCAUUAAGGAGGAGGAAUUAGUUAGCAGGGCUUUCGAGGAGGCUUUUAAGGACGGGGAAUCAAUUCAGAAAGACCUGGAAAUCCUCAAAGAUGGCACAUCACCUGACACUCCACAGCCUUCCACAGACAGGUUGCUCAAUGAGAAUGACACUUUAGUUCCGUUUGGAUCAUCAACCUGUGCAGAAAGGUUGCAAGGAGAAAGCAAUGAUGUAGUUUCUUAUGAGCCCUCAGGCGAUGGUGUCCCUGAAAAUAGUGAGUCAAAGAAAACCACUGCAGGAAAGAAGAAGAAGAAGCAGAAUAAGAUUAGGCAAAAGAAAAAUGUUGACCUUGAAGAAGGUUACGUUGCAAAGGUGCGAGAAUUGGCCACAAUCAAACAGAAACAAGAUGAAGAUAAAAAGGCAGCAAGGUUGCAUUCGUUUGAUGGGAGUAGCAAGAAUCCACCUGCAACCUGUUUUCGGAAUAAAAGACAGAAGCAGACGACGGCAUCGGUUAAGUCUUUAAGCUGUUCAGCUCACGCAAGAGCAUCAUAUUCUUCUGAACAUGUUUCAAUUCAUUUUCCUGAAGUUAUUCUUUGCAUCGAGGUUUACCACAACAAACGAUCAUGGACCAAGUCGCAAGAAUUUUUAGUCCUGGGACAACAAUUUUUAAGUGAAAUCAAAGACAAGAUAUAUUGCUUGACUGAUGAAAUUAUGAAAAAGGAAGGGGUGGAAGAUUCAUCUGGAUAUUUCCUCAUAGAGGAUGUGUUUUGUAAUGACACUAGGGAACCUUCUGCUAUAGACUAUAGUAAACCCAUAUUUGAAUGGCUUGAACAAUCUGAAAAUGAGGCACUUGACAAGUGGGAAUACAUUGUAUCCGGAGAACAACAGCUGCAGCAAAAGCGCAAGGCAUUUUUAGACAACAGUGACACUGUACCUCUGCCUCAAUUCAAAGCUGUUGAUAUGCAGAAAAUUCGCAUUUGCGAUAUUUCAUUUCGAAUUGGUGCUGGAUAUCUUUAUUGUCACCGGGGAGAUUGCAAGCACAUAAUUGUUUUUAGAGAUAUGAGAUUGAGUCACCCUGAGGAUGUACAAAACCGAGCUGCUUAUCCAUUGAUAUCUUAUCAAUUGAAGUUAAUUUUAAGGAAGUGCUCCGUCUGCAACAUAUACAAAGCAACGAAGAUAACAGUUGACGAUAAGUGGGCAAAGGAGAAUCCUUGCUAUUUCUGUGAUCUUUGCUAUUACAUGCUCCACUAUGUAGAUGGUUCUCUUCUAUACAGCGACUUUUCUGUGUAUGAUUAUUUUCAUGAGUAAUUAGGUAGAUAGAGGCUUUCGUAGUCUUUUGCAAAAUGUUAGUUUUUGUGCUCGGUGGAUCUUUGAGGCCAUAAUCACUUUUAAACUUAUUGCCUUCAUGUGAAGCAAGUUUGUUACCUCAAUAACCUGUAAUUCAUUGAUGCUGUUUUUCUGGAUACUACAGGGAUUUAGAAUGUGGUGGUUUGUUAGAUGCUGUAUAUAUGAAAGAAGAAAUCACUUUGCUGGAUAUUCAAGUACUUCUUCUGGUCUUACGAUGUGUCGGAAAAGCCUGUGAAACCCUCUUGUUACUUUACUUUAAAGUUUAAACCACAAAAAACUCAAAGAUCUUAUUGUCAAGGUUAUUAGUUACCAUUUAAUGGUUUUUGUGGUAUCGUUCAAAGCAUUUUCAUUCUAUCCCUCUGUGUUGUGCAAAUGUGAGUGAUCUUUUAUAUUUUAUUUUUUAAUUUUCCUCAUUGUAUGUGGUGAAUGAUAAUUUCUAGAUUAACCUUUUGGUCCUCUUCUGUGCCACGAGGUGUAUCUUCAUGGCCCUGAGGAAAGAGAGAACUACUAGGUGCUAUUUCAAGGACAGUAUUCUUAUCCUUUCCAUUCUGUGGUUGUUUUUGUAGGAAUCUGCUUAAGUGCUUAUUGCUCCUCUAAUAUUUUGCGUCCUGUUUCGUGUCACAAGGCUGUUACAGUGGCGGGCUAUUGUUUCCUGCUUCUGCAAAGCCUAGUUGGAUUCUCUCUUUCACCACACCUGGAAUCAUGUUCAUUUUCUUUCAAUUUUUACUGCUGUAUGGCAUUUGAAUGAAGAUGUGUUCCCCUUACCUUGAACUGCAAAAAAUGCUACUUAAAUUUAUGUUUUUCAAACUUACAUUGCUCACCCCUCCACCCAUUCUAACUGCUGCUGAUAUUCAGUACUAGAGGGCUAGUAAGUUUCUUAUUUCUGCAGAGAGGUAUUCUUCUUUUCUUUCAGUUUCAGCUGGUUAAAUAUUCCUAUGUGGUUAUGGAUCUUUUUUUUUUUUUUUUUGGUUUACAGGUUAUGGAUGUUUCCGUGCUGUAAAGUAAUAGGAUGAAAUCAUAAGCAUCACUAGGUACUACGUAUUUGAUGUCUGCUUUGCUCAAUGUGCCACCUUUCUUCUAUGUUGGGUUCCUUGGUAGCUUGUGAUUACCAUCUACUACUCCCUUAACUUUUCGUGCUUGAUUUUCCUCAGUAAAGCAGCUCAAAUAGGCAAAGUUCCUUCUUCCUUUCCCUUCCAAUGCAUUUUCUGGUUAGUGCAAGAGUCGGUGAAUGGGGGAAAUAUACGUUCGGCACUUAAGUGAACAAGAUGUAUUUGUUUAUACUGAGAUUGUGGAGCGCUGUACAAGGAUCAUCUGUGAACCAUACAUAUUUUGCCUUGUGUUUUUCUGAUGAAGUUUGAAGCGAGGUUAACUGUGAUUAAUCGUCCUCACUAUUCAACCUGUGGGUUAUUCACUCAAUGAAACUCGAAAGAAAUAUCAAG
Messenger RNA from Oldenlandia corymbosa var. corymbosa, 3325 nucleotides. The record is from the annotation of a GenBank genome assembly. Lineage: Eukaryota; Viridiplantae; Streptophyta; Magnoliopsida; Gentianales; Rubiaceae.